AUGAAGGUGUUGGUGGCGGUGGACGACAGCGACUUCAGCCGGCAUGCGCUGGCCUGGGCGCUCGACCACCUCUUCUUCCUCCCAUCCCCGGCCGCCGACCAGCCGGCAGCGGAGGCGGAGCCUCGUGCCGAGCUGGCGCUCGUCCACGCCCUGGAGCCGCUCCGGCACGUCAUGUACCCGGUCGGGCCAGGGUCGGCGGUGUACGGCGCGCCGUCGAUGGUGGAGUCGGUGCGGGCGGCGCAGGCGGAGAACGCGCGCAGGCUGCUCGACAGGGCCAAGCGGAUCUGCCACCAACGAGGGGUGAGCGCGGAGGCGGUGGUGGUGGAAGGGGAGCCCAGGGAGACGCUGUGCCGCGCCGCCGACGACAUGGGCGCCGGGCUGCUCGUCGUCGGCAGCCGCGGCCUCGGCGCCAUCAAGAGGGCGUUCCUGGGGAGCGUGAGCGACUACUGCGCGCACCACGCGAGCUGCCCGAUCGUGGUCGUCAAGCCGCCUCGCGACGACGGCCACCGCGCCCACCAGACGGCGAGCUGAUCGCCGGCGGGGGCAAAGAAACAUCCUGAUAGCCCAUCAGGCGACGACGACGCCUCGACGGAUUCAGAGAUUCUCCAAGCUUAGGAUGCGAACGAUGCCGCCAACACGUCCUUGAUGAAUCCUUGAUAUGUUGGGAACCAUCUUUGGUUCGACGAUGUAAAAAAAAAUCGUGCGCUUGGGUGAGAAAUAAAUCUGUGUAAAUAGUAAUUACCAGUACAUUUUAGUAAAGAUGUGUAAAUAAAUCUGUGCGCAUUGUAGUAAAACUGUUUGGUUGGAAA
Molecule: messenger RNA, 809 nt
Organism: Panicum virgatum (switchgrass)
Lineage: Eukaryota; Viridiplantae; Streptophyta; Magnoliopsida; Poales; Poaceae
Product: universal stress protein YxiE-like
Exons: 4
Coding region: 1-531 (176 amino acids)
Source: RefSeq, a predicted model, not a curated record